AUGCAAGAGUUGCAGCAAACAAUCGCAGCGCAGCCGGAACCACCUGUCCCAAAUGGUGAGAGGAACCUACCGCGUAACAUCCCUGCUACGCGCUCUGCUAUCGCUACACCACCAUGUCAAAGGGCAGACUUUGAGAUAAAACCCGGCAUGAUCAAUCUUGUCCAGAGAAAGAUGUUCCAUGGACUGUCAGCUGAGAUACCAAUGGAACACAUUGAAGCUUUUGAAGAGAUAUGCAGUUUCACUCGUGCAAACGGCAUCCCACCCGACUACAUCAAAUGCAUGAUGUUUCCAUUCUCUCUUGCGGACAAGGCUUCACGAUGGCUUAAGUCAUUACCUACAGGUUCCCUAACUUCUUGGGUACAGGUUAGAGCAGCUUUCUUGGGCCACUUCUACACGAAAGCCAAAGCAGCUGCCCUAAGGGACAAGAUCUCCUCCUUCAAGCAACUCGCUAAUGAACCUUUCAAUGAAGCGUGGGAACGGUUCAAUGAUAGCCUCAGAGAGUGUCCUCAUCACGGGUUUGACGAUGACCAUGUCUUAGGAAUCUUCUACGAUGGUGUGGAAUGGGAGUUCCGCAAUGCUCUACACGCAGCGAGCAAUGGAGAUUUCAUGACUCAAACCACAGAAGGAGCUCACGCGCUAUUAGAGAACAUGGCAGCUAGUUCGUCCAACAAAAACGAGGAGACUGACCGUUCCAAGAAGGUGAACAGCAUGGACACUAAGAAGAUUGAUGACCUCGCCGCUAAAGUCGAUCUGCUGCUUAAGAACAAUCAGAAUCAGAUCUAUGUCAUGGAAGAAACCAAUCUGCAACCAGGUACUACAGAUGCUGCAGCAGAAACCGAGACACCUGAAGAAGAUCAGCAAGAGACCUCAAGGAAAUCAGUUCCAAAACCCCCAUACCUUCAUAAUCAGAAUCAGAAUCAGAAUGGGAAGAUGUUCAUCCUCAGCCAAGCUCAGAAUCAAUUUCAGAACAGGCAGAACAAUCCGCAUGCUGCUCCUGCAACUGCGAGCGGUCCGCCAGAUAAGCUGAAAGGAAUGAUGCAACAACUUCUGCAGCGUCAGCAUAUUCAAGGAAAAGCAUUGAACCAGGUUACAACCGAGAUCAAUACUCGGAUGGACAACAUGUUCACAGAAUUAAAUUCCAAAUAUGAUGCUGUAGCAAGCCACAUAAGAAAGAUGGAUGUUCAGAUUGCUCAAACUACUAAAACAAUCAAGAGGCAACAGGGAACACUCCCUGGGAAAACAGACAAGAAUCUCAAGGACUGUAACGCAGUGGAGUUAAGAAGUGGAAGACAUCUCCCAGAUCCUGUCCCCAAAAAGCUCACUGCUAAAGAGAAGGGAAAACAGAAAGAGGGAGAACAACCUAAGGAUGUCUUGGACCACGAACAAGACGCAGAACAGCCAGCUGUGAUAGAACCAGUAGCUCUUACAACAUGUUCCUGCUCGCGUCUACACUCCAAAAGUUCCCUACCCAGUCCCUGCUAA
Brassica oleracea var. oleracea is the source of this 1482-nucleotide messenger RNA. RefSeq lists its product as uncharacterized. Lineage: Eukaryota; Viridiplantae; Streptophyta; Magnoliopsida; Brassicales; Brassicaceae. The record is from RefSeq and is a predicted model, not a curated record. The coding region runs from base 1 to 1482 and encodes 493 amino acids. The transcript has 2 exons.